AUGCAUUAUUUGGGAUAUGAUUAUGUUGCUAAUGGCCGUGCGAAACGAGAUGGUUCUAUUCCUAUAUUAUUUGCACUCAUGCAAAAAAAAUCAAAAAUUGCAUACAAUGUUAUUGUUGAAUAUUUACGGUCAUWAGCUCCAACAYUAAGGCCAACUAAUAUAAUGACUGAUUUUGAGCCAGCCUUACGUGAUUCCUUAUUGGAAAAUUUUCCUGAAGCUGUUGCACAUGGGUGUUGGUUUCAUCAUAAUCAGGCAGUAUGGAAAAAUGUUGUGAAGCUAGGUUUUUUGCAUUUGGUUAAUACAAAUGAUAKAGCUCUAAAAAUUAUUAGAAUGCUGAUGUCAAUUCCUUUAUUGCCUGCUAUGUCGAUGCGACUAGGUUUUGAUGAAUUGCGUCUUUACUCCAUAAGAAAUAAUGUCAAUUUCGAAUCCCUUUUUUCUUACUAUGAAAGGUUCUGGUUAGAUAGAAUGGGAACACAAUUUGUUUCUGUGUAUAAUUGUCCAAGACGGACAAACAACAAUGUAGAAUCAUUUCACAACAAACUGCGUCUUAAAUUUUGUUCUGCCCAUCCAAACUUAUGGAUUUUUAUUGGUAAUUACUAG
Diuraphis noxia (Russian wheat aphid) is the source of this 600-nucleotide messenger RNA. RefSeq lists its product as uncharacterized. The record is from RefSeq and is a predicted model, not a curated record. NCBI's taxonomy places the organism in Eukaryota, Metazoa, Arthropoda, Insecta, Hemiptera, Aphididae.